Polychytrium aggregatum is the source of this 3436-nucleotide messenger RNA. RefSeq lists its product as uncharacterized. Lineage: Eukaryota; Fungi; Chytridiomycota; Chytridiomycetes; Polychytriales. The record is from RefSeq and is a predicted model, not a curated record. The coding region runs from base 75 to 3068 and encodes 997 amino acids. The transcript has 5 exons.
CUGGUCGCCAUCGAGGCUCUUUCUCGUCGCAUCAGCACGCCCAAACCAACGAUCGCUGCACUGCAUCCCUGGCCAUGAACUCGGCUCUGUCGGUCGAGGAUGUGGUCGCGGCCCUUGCCGCUCCAGAGAACUUCGUUCCAUAUCUCCCAGCGCUGCUUGUGCUCCAGCUAGCCCUGUUUGCCAUCGCUGAGCUCGUCAUUUUCUUGCCGACCGCUGUGCAAGCCUUGCUCAGUCGCUCCAAGAGCACCGACACUAGCGACCCAACGAACCCUGUAUCGCAGCACAGAAACCUCUCCGCCGAACUCGACCACCUUUCCGAGGUCGUCGCCCAGCUCAAGUCCGCCACCACCGUCCAAUUUCGACAGGCGGCAGACAGCCAAUAUGCAACCGAGCAGGAACUUCGAGCUGCUAUUGACGCGCUCAGAGAGAAGCUCGACAGCCGAGUCGAAUACGACCACAAGCAGGCGCAUCAGCAACACUCCGGGAUCGACAGGUCGGUCGGCGAGUUGCCUGCAUUGGCAGUUCUGCCUUCUGGUCUCGAAGCCAACGCAGAUGAACACGCAAAGCACGCUCUAGACCAUCUUGAUGCAGGCCGUCGAGCCUCGAUGUAUCCGUUUGACCAGCUCGACGGUGCGUCUGUGAGCGUAUCUGUGCUCAGCCCAAGCGAUUCUCAGGCCACCCUGGCUUUGCCGGACCCAAAGGCAGAGCUCUACGAAAUAGCUCAGAAGCUCGAGGAGCGCCUCCUCAGCAAACUUGCCCAGGAUCUCAAACUAUCCGCGAAGGCCGAUGCAGAGUCGCAAGAAUGGCAUUUGAUCAAGCAACACCUGGACGCCCUCGCUAAGAAGGUUACGCACUCCAUCGGCGACCACGAUAAGACCCUCGCUGGUCUCACCGGUGGACUCUCGUCUCUUCAGGGGCAGCUUGCCGAGUUGGUCUCCAGAGUCGAUAGUCUCCAGGCCGCUUCCGUAGAGCUUGUGCAGGACGAAGCCGAACCCGAGCCGACCUCCUCCACGGCCCAAGAGACAGCCAUCGCGAUAACAACCAUGGAAGCUCGAGUCCAGACAGCCGAAGAAAUAGUCGAUGGCCUUUCUCAGCGCAUGGUGGCCCUCGAACAGCUCCAGCAAAGGUCUCAGGGCCCUUCGGACGAGGUAUCCACGCUACACGACAGCAUUCAGUCGAUCACACAGCAGUUCCAUCGAUUUGAGACGCUCUUGGAGGACAACUCCAUGACGAAAGACAGCAUUGUCCAAAAGCUGGUCGAGUUGAGCCAACGCGUCGAUGAAUGCGCCGAACGGAUCGACGAUGCUCAGGGAAGCGUUACGCAGCUGUCUGAAAUUGUCGGCAUCGUAGACUCAGUAUCUAGCCCCGCAACACCAACGCCCCCAGAGAGCACGCUCUCUCGAUCGCCGUCUCCAUCGUCGUCGCCGUCCUCGGAUGCCAAGAGCGAUGGCGAUGAUGGAUUGGUUGACGUUGCUUCCAAGAAUCUCCUUGAGCGCACUGCCGUCAUCGAAGACCUGGUGUCGGUCCUCUUCAAGGAUAUUGCGAUGGUGGAGGACCAAGCCACGGGUCGCCUCGAUGGCAUCCAUCAGCGUCUCGAGGACACAGGCAAGGCUAUCGGACAGAUCGUCGAGACUCGAGAGCAGCAGUCGCUGCUUGCCGAGCGGAUCGCUGAAAUCGAAGCCACGCAUCGGAGCCUCCAGGACAACCAACUGAGGCAAAAGUCCCAGCCGGUCCCUCCGCCGCAGCCUUCGCCUCAAGUCCUCCAGGUGAUCAGAGAGGUCAAAGACGAGGUCGCUGUCUUGCGCGAGCGGAUCGACCAGCUCAACCAGUCUGACGCCUCUGAAGAUAUCGAGUCACCGUCUCCUCCCGAAGACGGCUCGGCAGCAGUAUCAGCCAUCUCGCCUCGGCUCCAAGAACUGCACUCGCAGGUCAAGGCUCUGGCUCGAAAACUGGGGCUUGUCUCUAGACUCUGCUCGAGCAACUAUCACACAACCGAGCCAGUCGCACAAGGAACCGAUAUCGUCAAGCAUCUGCACUCCCGUCUCAUCGAGCUGAUCAAGCAGCUGGCGGGCUCGAUUGACGGCCUCAACAGUGCCUUCCCUGGACAGGUCCGUCUCGAUAAGGAGGUGCUCCUCCAGAUCCUAACACAGGGCCAAGAAUGGACUCUUGCGAUUGACGUGACCUCCAACUCUACAGACAUCUCGGCCAUGGAUGCCCAGGCCCACGAGGGCUAUGUCGCUUUCCUGUGCAGAAUCGAGACGCACAUCCUCGAGAUCGACAUUGGCCAGCAUACUGUCCUCGAUGCCGUGCAAGGAUCUGUUAGCUCCUCAGAGGACUCGAACGAAGGAGCCCUUGCCCGCUUCGACGAGGUCCAGACCGAGAUCGCCUCGGCUUGUGCAGCUCUUGGGAGACUCACCACGGUCCAGCGAAUCGGUGCGCUCGAAGCGAUCCAGGCGCAGCUGGAGCUGGAUCUACAGAGCCUCCGCACCUCUGUUCGAGACGCAGCGACUUUGGCUGAGGAGCAUAUCCAGACCCAGACGAAUGCUGGCACACACGGCUUGGAGAGCGCAGCGCAGCAAAUGCAUGCGAGUCUGGUCCAGAUCGAAGAGCGCGUUGGCCGACUUGAGGCCGGCGUUCGCAGCCCAAGCUCGUCUCCGAUCCGCCAACGAAGCUUCACCCGCGAACUGGUCGAGCAGCUGAACCGAUUUGACGGCGGCUCCGUCGACGGCCCAGCCAGUGCCUCUGCGGACUCGUUCCGCUGGCCAUCGUCACUGUCGCCUUCAGAAAAGGACGAUCGUGCCUCGGUGCCUUCCCCUUCUAUUCACAACCUUGUCUUUGACGGGUCUGCUGACGACCCCCGAGCUGCUCUUGGCGAGCCACCCAGCAGCCACCCUCGAGAAUCCAUUGAACUACCGCCUGCACCAGAGGAGCGAGCCAGUCCCAGCUCGAGCCCGCUCAAGAAGACCAAGUCCCAAGAUAUGGGUGGGAAAAACUGGCUUGGUAGGCUUCCGCUUUCAGCCACGCUUCGGAGUCGAACAAAGAAGUCGGCGUCCGGGUCAUCGACGUAGGUCGCGGUGCAGAGCCGUCAUGAAAAGCGCGCGGGAUGGGCCCAUCGAUGACAGUGGCCAGCACUCGCAAAUGAAAUGGGAUGUACCCGGUUUGCGCUCGAUUGUUGCUGUUGUGUGAGAAUAUACACAUCCGGUGUCCACAAUGGCUGUCUACUCCGCCAAGGAGGAGCAAUGAUGGUCCUCAUGUAAACUGAUCGAGUGUAUCCGAGAGCCUGUUUCCCAAACCGCCACAACACCAAUCGAUGGCCAACCAAGACAGAUCACCAUCCGCACGACCGACAUGGAGCCGAAGGAUCCUCGGGCUUCAGGCCCGUGAGUCCUGUAGCGGCAGCCGGCACUGUCCCAAAUAUCACUGCAUAUGUCGCUAU